AAGAAGAUACUAUUAAGCAAGUAGGAGAUACUAAAGAACAAGCAAUAAAGAGAUUUCAGCAUCUAGAGAAAAGAUUAAAUAAAGAUUUACAAUUAAAAGAUGAAUAUACAAAAGUUAUAAAAGAAUAUAUCGAUUUGGGUCAUAUGAAAGAGCUUGAAGAUCAGAAUGACUGCAAUACAAUUUAUCUACCUCAUCAUGCGGUAGUAAGACAAGACAAAGAUACUACGAAGGUUCGAGUAGUCUUUGAUGCAUCAGCAAAAGGUUCUCAAGGGUAUUCCUUGAACGAUACAAUGUUGGUUGGUCCUGUAAUACAACAAGACCUUCGAAGUUUAAUUAUCACAUGGAGACAACAUUAUAUUUGUUUUGUCGGUGAUAUAAUGAAGAUGUAUAGAAUGGUGAAGAUGUCCGAGGAACACACAAAAUUACAAUGCAUCGUUUGGCGAGACAAUUCAGAUGAAAUAUUAAAAAGUUACCAAUUAACGACUGUAACAUUUGGAACGGCUGCAGCUCCAUUCCUAGCUGUAAGAACUCUAUUAAGGUUAGCCGACGAUGAAUGUUCUAGUGACAUUAAGUAUUCUGAAGCUAUGAAAGCAAUAAAAGAGUCAUUUUACGUUGAUGAUUUAAUGGGGGGUCAUGAAGAUGUAGAGAAGGCAAAAAAGUUAUGUGUUGACAUUAAAGAGAUAUUAGAAAAAGGCGGUUUCAAAAUAAAAAAAUGGUCAAGUAAUUCUGAAGAAGUACUACAACACAUUCAAGAAAACAACAAAAUUGAAGAUUCAUUGGAAAUUAAAUUAGACAAAGUUAUUAAAAUCUUAGGACUUACUUGGGAUCGAAGAGAAGAUGCAUUUAAAAUAACAGUUAACUUACCUUUACUUACCUAUCCUAUAACAAAAAGAUCUAUCCUGUCUGACAUUGCCCGUUUAUUUGACCCUUUUGGGUGGUUAUCUCCUGUCAUCAUCAUAGCAAAAACUUUUAUACAAAAGCUAUGGGUAGUGCUAUCUUGGCUUCAAUCUCAGCCGGGUAGAUGGCACACAUUCGUCGCCAACAGAGUGGCAGAAAUACAAAGAUAUCUUAAUAGUAGCAAGUGGAAUCACGUACAAUCAUAUGAAAAUCCAGCUGACGUUGCCUCCAGAGGAGUAAAAUCCAGUGAACUUAACAACAUUGAGUUAUGGUGGAAUGGGCCAGAAUGGCUUAAACAUGAAAGAAUACAAAUCUUAAGAAAUUAUUCUAUACCUCAGACCUAUGAAGAAGAAAAAGAAGGAAGUGAAAUAGAAGGUUUUUAUCAUACCAACAUAUUACAGGAAGACGAAAAACCAAUAUGGGAACGAUUUUCAACCUUAAACAGAUUGAAAAGAGUUAUAUCGUACUGUAUGAGAAUGAAGAAAGGAAGCAAGAAGUUACAUAUAACAACCGAAGAAAUGGAAAAUACAUUACAAAGGUGUGUUCAUUUUUAUCAAGAAAGAAUAUAUCAAAAGGACAUAGGAGACUUGAAGAAAGAAAGAAAAGUCAGACCCAAAAGCUCACUGUCAACAUUGUGUCCUUUUCUAGAUGGUAUAUUAAGAGAAGGAGGAAAACUGCAGAAUGCAGAAAUUUCUGAAGUUAUUCAACAUCCAAUUAUUUUAUCUCAACAAGUGUAAACGUUUCGACGUUACUAGCAUAAAUAGAAGCAUGUCUAAACUCCCGCCCCAUAUACCAAAAGAGAAAGAUUUCAUGUAAUCUGCAUGAUAUUUUUUAUUAAUACAGUCCACUAUUCGAAAGGAAGUUUUUCAAGUAUUGUUACAUUUUUUUAUAAGGUUAAUAAGCAUUGUUAUUUUUUGUAUAAAGUUAAGUAAGAAGUUUAAGUUCAAUAUAAUA
Molecule: messenger RNA, 1851 nt
Organism: Pieris rapae (cabbage white)
Lineage: Eukaryota; Metazoa; Arthropoda; Insecta; Lepidoptera; Pieridae
Exons: 2
Coding region: 144-1634 (496 amino acids)
Source: RefSeq, a predicted model, not a curated record